CUCGCGCUCUCACUAGUCGAACGGUGCCCGACCGGUAACGUAGCGCCGACUGCCGAUCGAGAGACGAACCAGCGACAAUGUCCGCCGUGGCGAAAACCUCCAAGUACACGUACCGCAGCAGUGGCGGCGGCACCACCGACGUCAACAUCGAGUACAGCACCGACCUGAGUGCUCUCUCCAGGCUGGAGGACAAGAUCCGUCUCCUCCAUGAUGAUCUGGAAUCCGAAAGGGAGCUGCGUCAGAGGAUCGAGAGAGAGAAGGCAGAUUUGAGCGUGCAAGUUAUUCAACUUUCCGAAAGGCUGGAGGAAGCUGAAGGCGGAGCCGAGAGUCAGUUCGAGAUCAACAGAAAACGUGAUACUGAACUUACCAAGCUUCGCAAAUUACUGGAAGAUGUCCACCUGGAAUCCGAGGAAACCGCCCACCUGCUUAAGAAGAAGCACCAAGAAAUCGUGGUCGACUUCCAGGACCAAAUCGACCAGCUUACCAAAAGCAAAGCCAGGGCCGAGAAGGAAAAAUCCAAGUUCCAGGCUGAGGUUUACGAACUGUUGGCCCAAGUAGAAAAUAUCACCAAGGAGAAGUUCACAUACUCGAAAACAGUCGAAAAGCUGGAAAUCACCAUUAGCGAGCUUCACAUCAAGAUUGAAGAACUCAACCGCACCAUCGUCGACAUCACUUCUCACAAGCAGCGCUUGUCUCAGGAAAAUGUCGAACUUAUUAAGGAAGUUCAGGAUCUUAAGGUUAACAUUGAAAACGUUGUGUACCUCAAGAGCCAAGUUGUAAGCCAGCUCGAAGACUCCCGCCGCAGGCUUGAAGAUGAAGAGAGGAGGCGUUCUCUGCUUGAGGCCAACCUGCACCAGGUUGAGAUUGACCUGGAAUCCGUCCGCGUGCAAUUGGAAGAAGAAUCCGAAGCCCGCUUGGAUCUGGAACGUCAAUUGGUCAAAGCCAACGGUGAAGUCCAGCACUGGCGAUCAAAGUUCGAGGCCGAGGCUGCUGCCAGGGCUGAGGAGAUUGAAGAAAUCCGCCGCAAAUACUCUGCCCGCAUCCAGGAACAAGAGGAACACAUUGAAACUCUUAUUGCCAAGAUCAGCAGCAUUGAGAAGCAGAAGUCUCGUUUGCAGAGCGAGGUUGAAGUGCUCAUUAUUGAUCUCGAGAAGGCCAACGGAACAGCUCGGGAGCUCCAGAAGAGAACGGAACAACUCGAGAGGGUGAACAUUGAAAUCAAGUCGCGCCUUGAGGAGACCGUACAGCUGUACGAACAGACUCAGCGCGACCUCCGCAUCAAGCAGACUGAGAUCCAACGCAUCACCCACGAACUUGACAAGACCCGCGAGCAGAAGGAUGCCCUUGGCCGCGAGAACAAGAAACUGGGUGAUGACUUGCAUGACGCCCGCGCUAAUAUCACGGAGUUGACCCGCCGUCUUCACGAGCUCGAAAUCGAGCUGCGCCGUCUUGAGAACGAGCGAGAGGAACUCACUGCCGCAUACAAGGAAGCUGAAGCUGGCCGCAAAGCUGAGGAGCAACGCGCGCAAAGGCUGUCCGCGGAACUUGGUCAGUUCCGUCACGAGGCCGAGCGUCGCAUUCACGAGAAGGAGGAAGAAAUUGAAGCUAUUCGCAAGCAGACCAGCAUUGAAAUCGAGCAGUUGAACGCUCGCGUUGUUGAAGCUGAGACCAAGCUGAAGUCUGAGGUGACCCGCAUCAAGAAGAAGCUGCAGAUCCAGAUCACCGAGCUCGAGCUGUCCCUCGAUGUUGCUAACAAGACCAACAUCGACCUGCAGAAGACGAUCAAGAAGCAGUCUCUGCAGCUGACUGAGAUUCAGUCUCACUACGAUGAGGUCCAGAGGCAGCUCCAGGUGACCCUCGACCAAUAUGGCGUUGCCCAGCGCAGAGUACAAUCCCUCACCGGCGAGAUCGAGGAGAUCAGAGGCAAUUAUGAGCAGGCCCUUCGCGCUAAGCGCACCAUCGAAUUGUCGUACGAGGAAGCUCAGACCCGCAUCAACGAGCUUACUGUGAUCAACGUCAACCUGUCGAGCAGCAAGGCUAAGAUCGAGCAGGAGCUCGCAGCGGUCGCCGCUGACUACGACGAGAUUACUAAGGAACUGCGCAUCGCUGACGAGAGAUACCAACGCGUACAGACUGAACUGAAGCAUACCGUUGAGCAUCUUCACGAGGAACAGGAGAGGAUCGUCAAGAUUGAAGCUAUCAAGAAGUCUCUCGAAAUCGAAGUUAAGAACAUUUCCGUCCGCUUGGAGGAAGUUGAAGCCAAUGCCAUUGUUGGUGGCAAGCGCAUCAUCAGCAAACUGGAGGCUCGCAUUAAGGACUUGGAGCUCGAGAUGGACGAAGAAAAGAGGAGACACGCUGAAACCAUCAAGAUCCUCCGCAAGAAGGAACGCCAAGUCAAAGAGGUCAUGAUUCAAUGCGAAGAAGACCAGAAGAACAUCGCUCUUCUCCAAGACUCUUUGGAGAAAACUACCCAGAAAGUUAACAUUUACAAGAGGCAGUUGGCGGAACAGGAGGGCGUCUCCCAACAGAGCGUGACCAGAGUUCGACGAUUCCAACGGGAGCUGGAGGCGGCAGAAGACCGUGCCGACGUCGCUGAGAGCAAUCUGUCUCUCAUCCGCGCCAAGCACCGCACCUUCGUCACUACCUCCACGGUGCCCGGCUCCCAGGUCUACCUGGUGCAGGAAUCCCGCGCCCUCAGCACAGAGUGAGACACCCAAGCUCCGCCCCGCCGCACCAGCAUUUCUUUUCACCAAUCGUAUAGGGGCGCAAUUCCGGUCGGGUAUAAGCCUAGUCGUUCGUUAAGUGAUGUUUGAGUUACACGGUAGAUGACGCUAGGAGGCAUUUCUUGCCCACUAGCGCUGUCCAUUGACCAAAGCCACGGUCCGGGACGCGCGCUCGGCUGAGGACUCGCCCUAAUAAUGCCGUGUCUCAACACUAUUUCAGUCGGCAGCCGACUGCUCGUCCCUCGCCGAUUUUUUCUAUUGUAACUCCGAAAAACAAUUAAAUAAAGAACCAAAAACCGAUAA
Papilio machaon (common yellow swallowtail) is the source of this 3026-nucleotide messenger RNA. RefSeq names its product paramyosin, long form (gene Prm). Gene Ontology annotation, cellular component: myosin complex. The record is from RefSeq and is a predicted model, not a curated record. The transcript has 16 exons. Bases 78 to 2708 code for a protein of 876 amino acids. NCBI's taxonomy places the organism in Eukaryota, Metazoa, Arthropoda, Insecta, Lepidoptera, Papilionidae.